CAGCGAGCAGGGCCUCUGCUUCACCACUUCGACCGACAGCCACGGCUCGCCCAUCUCCGUGCCGCCGCCGACCUUCACUGUUCCGCCACGCCCCCGCCUCGGCGCCGUGCCGCAACUGCUUCCCGUCGCGCCCGAACACGCUCCGCCGUCGAGACGCGUCGUCGCAAACACCGCAACGCAGCCGUAUCAUGUCAUUUCCGGCGCCACAAAGCACCACAGCGCACCAGUAAGCACGGCGCCAAUGGACGCGGUCCUUGCACCCAAAAUGCAUCACAGCUUCGCGGGCAUGGACGCUCCAGGCGACACGCAGCCGGACAGCCAGAUGCACAAGGACUGGACGAGCGGCAUAUUCGGCACAGCGGACACCACCACGCGCAUGCCCAGUCCUCGCUCGGGGCUGCGGUCGCUCUUUGCCGAGCACGACGACGAAGACGACGUCGAGCCUCUCAGCGACGAUGUCGAGAUCAUUGCAUCCUCGCAGAUUGCCCAAGACGCUGCCAUUACCAGCCCGACUGCCUUGGAGGACGAUCGCGGCCCAUCUUUGCGCACCGACGAUGCCUUCACGAGCCCAUUGAAGUUCGAGACGCCCGCUGUCGCGGCCCGGGAGCGCAUCCACUCGGGGCAGAUGCUCAGCUCCACUGCGGGCGUAGAGACCACUCCAGACACUGUGGCGUCGGCCUCUGCUUUUGGCGGCGCCUUUGGCAGGUCGGGCGUGGGGCAGCCAUUGUCUCUGACCCAGGCGUUUGAUCUGACUCAGGCGCGUACGUCGCCUGUGAUAGCUGGUACCGAAGAUCCCGUCUUCCAACGCCCGUCUCCCAACUUCAACAACGCCCGCCACUCGAGCCCUAUCCCAGCGCUGUCUAGUCCCAUCAAGGUCAUGCGGCAGGAAUGGUCUGAACCGGCCAUGAGAUCCUCGAGCGAACCGCGAUCUGAAUACGUGACAAUGAAGGAGUCGCAGGAGAGGCGAAGAUCAUUGAGAGGGGCACAACGCACGCCUCUCGUUCAAGAAGAUAGCUGGGAGGAGCUUUCGGCAGCGCAGAAACGCCUGCAACGUCAAAGACAGAGGGAGCAGAACCAUCGCGCAGCUGGCCUGUCUUUGUCUAGCAUCUCGGCACCAGCGAUUGCGCCAGCACAUGGUGUCCGCAAGCGUAGAGGUGAUGCCCAGCGUUCACCGAACCCUCAAAAUGAGACACCACAACCCACGUGGCACGACGGAGUGCUGGAGGACGACGAUGUGGCCAUGGAGGACCCUUCACAACAUCCAGCACUGGAGGAUGACAAGAUGGACCGAUCUCUCGACGAACUGUCACAGGACAUUGCUUCUGUUGCACAGGCUCGAAUGAGAUACAGCGGCCUUGAGAACGGGAUACAAGUGCCGAAGACUUCGUCACACCCUCCACGCACGCAACCAGAACUCAUACCAGCCAAUGGUUCUCGACGAGGCAGUCCAGGCUCACAGCUUCAGCGCGAGUCCCAAAUCCAAGCUCCAGCAUCUCAGUCCAUCCUCCGAACGACUCCGCAUAGUAGUCGAGGUUCUGUCGCUGUUAUGGACUCUCAGCCAGAUCUUAUCGCAGGUCCCGAAAGCUGGCCUCGGCCAGACAACCGCUUCCCUUCAUCACCCUCGGUAAACCAGUAUAGUAUCAACCAGACCACGGUGGCGUCCCGAACAGGAUAUACAAGUCAGAUGAUAUCAUCGUCGAUGGUGCGAAUGCCACCUGGGACGAGUCAGGAUGCAGAAAACGGUGUCAAAGAGGGUGCGGUGUCUGGAGAAGAAGAACGAGUGCCUAGUAGCCCCCCAAUGCUCACAGACGAACUUACGUACGACGAGCAUGGUUACGAGGAGCAUUCGGAAGAAGACCUAGAGCGCGAACCUGAUGACGUAGCAACUGACGGUGAGGAUGCUCGGAUUGAUGAAGAGGAUGACUUGCCUAUUGUAGAGCCAGCGCAAGCUGCCGUUGAGGAAAAUCCGUUGGUUGCGUCCACACCGAGUGCUUUAGAAGCGAAAUACGUACCAGAGGCCAUUCGCCCGAUAAAGGUGGAUGAUGCUACUGACCACGAAAUCCCCGAGACUCUUGAGGAAGACAGGGACUUCACUCCUAGAAGUGGAAAUACUGGACCUUCAGGAAAACUCGAGACCGCAACGCUGGAAGACCCAGCCAUGCCUGCACCCCGUCUGAAACGUAACAACACGAUACCAGAAACGGACACUCUGGAAGAAACACAGCCCUCUCACUUUGCGGAAGAGGCACUGUUGUUCCAGGAGAAUCCGCCGCCGGAGGUCGCCCAGAAGGAACCCGAGGUACAUGAUUACACAAACAGCACCGAACCAUUUCAUACUGCACAAGAGCAGCAGGCAGUCUCACGAUCACACAUGCCUGCUCCGCAUAGCUCAAGAGAUGAGGGCAGUGAUUCAUUACUCGACGUAAGCCGCAUUCGGUCUCUGAACGACAUUGCAAACCUACCAAAUACUCAGCGAUCGACAGCGGAGGACGAAAUAGACAUACCCAGCCUCAUCGGUUUCGAUGAUACUAACGGCGAUACACACAUGAGCAGCCCCGUACCCGCAGCGAAGAGGCGGAGGGCCGCGGUCGCUUCCAAGAGUAGUGUCUUCCACAGUCCCGCCAAGCAAGCAGCAGCUGUGGAGCAGUCGCAGAAAGCUCCACCGUCGCCUUUCAAGCACAUACAGCAGACGCGUGAGGAGACGCCUCCAACGGCGUCCGCUCAAGCACGCGAAGAAAAGGGUGCGCUUGCUGCAGCACAGGCUAGAGACAACAUCACAGCAGCGUAUGGUAGACCUGCAACGCUGAAAACAAAACGAACGUCGCGACCAGUAAGGCCUCAGAACAGCAAGAAGGGGUCUCUUAAGUCUGCAAGAGCUGUCAUUGCCACAAUGUCUUCGCCAAAUAACUCACCGUCCAAGCCCAAAGCCUCAGCAACUGCAACUACGCAAAAGCCGGUGCCUGCAACACCAACACGUAAAACUGCAAAGUCCUUUGACAAGUCGGCUGACGUUGAGAUGCGUGAUGCUGGAGAGAGUACGGAUGAACUUGCUAGUUCUCCGCCUCCUUCAACGCCGCGUCUUGCCAUUCGCUUGACACCAAGGCAAGCUGAGACUCACGGAGGCGAAGUAGUUGUCCCAAAUCGAGUGUUUGCCUCAUGGCCCGGCAGCCACUACUAUCCGGCCACGUGUAUAGGCCGCCCAGACUCGAAACAGCUUCAGAUUCGUUUUGAUGACGGCAACAGCACCACUCUAGAUGCGUUCCAGGUUCGAUCAUUGGACCUCAGGCCAGGCGAUCAGGUCAAGGUUGAUCAACCCGGCAUGAAAAAGUACACAUAUGUGGUAGUCGGUCUGACAGAGAAGUGCGAUGAUUUGCAUAAUUAUGAGUUCCCUAUGACCGAUCGCUACGGACAUGUGUCUGUCGUCCUUGAGGAAAAGCAGCGAGAUAGCCUGCCACCAGGAAGGACCGCCCCUCUAUCGAAGCAGGUCACUGUGCACAUUGCAAGUGUCUACCUCACCACUCAGCUAUGGGGUCGACUGCGUAAUCGCACCUUCCAACUUUCACCGCCAAUAUCACCGCACAAAUCCGCGUCUCAACUUGGCACACCAGUGCCUACCGAGGCACUGACCACACCCUCUUUCACUCGCAGGGGCCUUGCAGCGCCAUCACUGCUGAAGGAUGCCACACAUCGUGCUGGGUCUGUCGCGUCGUCGAGUCGAUCUGGCAGCGGCGUCUUCUCGAACAUGGCUUUCGUUUUGACUUCCACCGGCGAUGGUAUGGACAAGGAUGCUGUUGCACGAGCUAUCAAAGCAAAUGGUGGCCGUGUUCUGGAGCAGGGCUUUCAUGAGCUCUUUGAGACCGAGCCGAUCGAGCUAUCAGCCUCGCAAAGUCGCCGGACCUCAGUGACCACCGUCGAGGGAGCAGGCACCCUGAUGUUGAAAGACGAGUUCAAGAAGCUCGGCUUUGUGGCACUGAUAACAGACUCACAUUCUCGCAGUACCAAAUAUCUACAGGCUCUCGCUAUCAACGUGCCCUGUCUGCAUCUGCGCUGGAUCAACGACUCGCUCUCCGCUUCCCGUUCCUUGACCUUUGCGCGAUACCUUCUGCCCGCUGGUCUAUCAAAGUACCUUGACCCCCAUGGCAUUGUGCGCUCACGAGCUAUGCGCAUCUACGACCCAUCGAGCGAUGACGUCUCAUUCGACAAGACGUUCCAAGAGCGCGACCUAUUGCUCCGGGGCCAGUCUGUCCUCCUCGUCACCGGCAAGAGCAAAAAGGAGAUUGAGAAGCGCCAGCCUUUCGUCUUCUUGACGCACGCGCUUGGCGCCUCGAACGUUGGCCGCUGCGCAGACAUCACCGCUGCUACACAGCUGCUGGUGCAGGGCAAGUGGGACUGGGUAUAUGUCGACAGCGACCAGAGCAGUGUUGCUGAUGCUGCCGCCGCACUGUUUGGCACUGGCGCGUCUGCCAAACUCGCAAAGGGGAGCUUCAAAAAGACCAAGAAGAGGAAGAGAGACGACGGCGAGCCGGAAGAACUCCUCUCCAGGGGCGACGUGGCUGGGCGCAAAGUGAGGGUCGCGAGCGCCGAGUUUGUCAUCCAGAGUCUUAUUCUCGGUGCACUGGUGAACGAGUAGGUGGUCAAGGAAUUCAGUGUCUUUUGCGCAACGCAACGUGAGUUGUAGGUCCGCAGAGCGAUGACCUAAUACAUCGGCACGCUCUCGUGUUUUUUAUGAUGCAGCAUGGGUAAAGCAAGGCGUUCAGAGUCAGUAAUCAGUAUUUGCGUCACAUGAAACAGGGUUCUGGUCGCCUGGAUCUAGAUAUAUGUACUAUAGACAAUACCAAGCGCGAGGCGAGGCCAUGCGUAUGAAUCAAGCAGGGAAUUCUCCUCCAACAGGUCACUGCGUUAUCGUAC
Molecule: messenger RNA, 4908 nt
Organism: Boeremia exigua
Lineage: Eukaryota; Fungi; Ascomycota; Dothideomycetes; Pleosporales; Didymellaceae
Exons: 1
Coding region: 242-4630 (1462 amino acids)
Biological process (GO): positive regulation of transcription by RNA polymerase II; DNA damage checkpoint signaling
Cellular component (GO): nucleus
Molecular function (GO): histone binding
Source: RefSeq, a predicted model, not a curated record